AUGUCAAAUAUUGGAACCUCGUUGGGCUCGCCAAUUUCAUCAGGCAAUGACUCUGUGGACUUGAAGUUUCUCUGCUGGCUAUCUUUCAAGAUUGCCCAGAAGCUUGUCUACAACAUGUUGCCCUCUGUUCCUCGAUUUCGGAAACUGCAUUAUCGACAUCAAAUCAGCGAUUUGACUCGCUUCCUCGAGCCCAUGGCCCAGUGA
This is a messenger RNA of Penicillium alfredii, 204 nucleotides long. RefSeq lists its product as uncharacterized. The coding region runs from base 1 to 204 and encodes 67 amino acids. The record is from RefSeq and is a predicted model, not a curated record. Lineage: Eukaryota; Fungi; Ascomycota; Eurotiomycetes; Eurotiales; Aspergillaceae. The transcript has 2 exons.